UAUGUUAAAAGUAGCAGUCUGCACUUUGCUCGUUCUUAGCAUAACAGCAAUUGAUAUCAAAGCAUCAGUUUGGACUAGUCAUGACUAAAAAAUGUUUGCUCAAAUCAAAUAAUCAGGAUGGGGAAACUUUAUCUUGAAUUUUGGUGAGCUCCAUUUAUCAACAGGUGGUAUCCUUGCAGAACUAAAUACAGAAAUUGCCAAACUUGUAUGAUAAUUUAUUUAUUUAGAUUGAUGAAUUGGAUGAGGAAUUAGCUGAAGUCCAUCAUUAAUAUGCAAGAAGAACAGAUGUCCAUAAUAGAGAAGUAGCAAGACUUGAAUAAGAAAUCUAAGAUAAAGAAAGAGGUAAUAUUAUAUAUAAAAUCAUCAUUAGAGGUUUUCAAUGCUCAUGAUUUCUAUGAUAAUGUCCUUAUUCCUUAAAGAGAUAGAUUUGCUGCCCAACUCGAAUAAUUAUAAGAAAAUAUUGCUUAAAACAGAAAAACACUUAAUGAGGCAACAGUCUAAAGAGCAAAUGAUCAUGCUGAUUUUGAAGCUAAGGUUGCUGAACAUAAUGAAGCCAUUAGUGCCAUUGAUGAAUCACUUCGUUUACUUAGUCAAUUAUCAGCACCUUCUUUAGUUUAAAUCUAAAAGGUUUAGAAGAAUUUGACAAAAAUUUAAUAAACCCUCAAGAGACACAGCACUUUCUAAACAUUCAUCAAGACUCUUUUUGAAUCACUGUGGAUUAAAAUAAAAAAAUUAAUGAAAAAUAUUUAUCUAGCUCUUUGUAAUAUCUUUUUAAUUUAAUGAA
Molecule: messenger RNA, 784 nt
Organism: Paramecium pentaurelia
Lineage: Eukaryota; Ciliophora; Oligohymenophorea; Peniculida; Parameciidae
Source: the annotation of a GenBank genome assembly